UUCAUCUGUUAUACUUAGUUGCUAGUUAACGACGGAUAAUAGAGCCGAGAUACGAAGAUUUUUUCAAGUCGCAAUAUUAGGUAUUUGGAGAACCAGAUUUCUAGACCGAUUCAAAAGAUGGCGGUGUGUCUGGAGACAGACGUGGACGCCGCGCCGAGAGCCAUCGUGCGGUGGCGCAGCAGCUACAGCGCAGCAGAGGCGCUGAACCUGCUGCUGAUAGCCGCUCCGCAGGCCAGGCCGCGCAGGCUGCGCCGGCGGGACAGCUACUGCGCUGCGAUAGAGGCCGGCAUGCCUGCAGUGCAGCCUCCCGCAGCGCCGAGCCCGAGCCUUGCAGCCCGGGAGAAGACACGGGGGAAGCGAGGCCGCCUGGAGCGACUAGUGCUGCUGGCGAGGCAGGUUCAGCGCCUCGUCAACCGUGGGCCUGCCUGAUGCCGGGCAUCCCACUAUUAUUUGUAUUUGUUAUAUUUUUAUCGUUUAUUUUGUUUUUGUUAAAUGUUUUAAAAAGAUUGGUUUAAACAUACAGCUAUAUAAAAGCAGA
Messenger RNA from Bacillus rossius redtenbacheri, 538 nucleotides. RefSeq lists its product as uncharacterized. The record is from RefSeq and is a predicted model, not a curated record. NCBI's taxonomy places the organism in Eukaryota, Metazoa, Arthropoda, Insecta, Phasmatodea, Bacillidae. The transcript is spliced from 2 exons. The coding region runs from base 118 to 429 and encodes 103 amino acids.